This is a messenger RNA of Hippopotamus amphibius kiboko, 2820 nucleotides long. It is a transcript of the gene LCLAT1, whose product is annotated as lysocardiolipin acyltransferase 1. Gene Ontology annotation, molecular function: acyltransferase activity. NCBI's taxonomy places the organism in Eukaryota, Metazoa, Chordata, Mammalia, Artiodactyla, Hippopotamidae. Gene Ontology annotation, cellular component: endomembrane system. Bases 158 to 1114 code for a protein of 318 amino acids. The transcript is spliced from 7 exons. The record is from RefSeq and is a predicted model, not a curated record.
UGCCAGGACGCAUUACUAGGGCGACGGGGCCUGACGCCUCCCGCUUCGGGAUGAAUUAGCGGCGGGUUUUGCACCGAGGUUGUGACCCUAAGGGUUCUCCAGCUUGCCCACGCGCUUCCCACCGCGUCGCGCGUCGUCCUCUGCUGGUCGCAGAAUCAUGGUGUCAUGGAGAGGGAUAUACUUUAUACUCACUCUGUUUUGGGGAAGCUUUUUUGGAAGCAUUUUCAUGCUGGGUCCCUUUUUACCUUUGAUGUUUAUAAACCCAUCUUGGUAUCGCUGGAUCAACAACCACCUUGUGGCAACCUGGCUCACCCUACCUGUGGCAUUGCUGGAGACCAUGUUUGGUGUAAAAGUGAUUAUAACAGGUGAUGCAUUCAUUCCUGGAGAAAGGAGUGUCAUUAUCAUGAAUCAUCGGACAAGAAUGGACUGGAUGUUCCUGUGGAAUUGUCUGAUGAGAUAUAGCUACCUCAGAUUAGAGAAAAUUUGCCUCAAAGCCAGUCUCAAAAGUGUUCCUGGAUUUGGUUGGGCCAUGCAAGCUGCUGCCUAUAUCUUCAUUCAUAGGAAAUGGAAGGAUGACAAGUGCCAUUUCGAAGACAUGAUUGAUUAUUUCUGUGAUAUCCACGAACCACUUCAACUCCUCAUAUUCCCAGAAGGGACUGAUCUCACAGAAAAUAGCACGGCUCGAAGUAAUGAAUUUGCUGAAAAGAAUGGCCUUCAGAAAUAUGAAUAUGUCUUACAUCCAAGAACUACAGGCUUUACUUUUGUAGUAGACCGUCUAAGAGAAGCAGAGGGGGAGAGGGCGCUCGGUUACAGAGCAGGAGCCUCUGGACAGCGCAGAGGGAGAGCAGUGACCGCCUCCCCGCCAGCCUUCUGCACGGUUCUGCCCAGGCCCGGCCUUGUCUACAGCCGCUGUGUGUGUGUGCUUCAGAGCUGUGCAAGGUAUCCAGUUGUUCCAGUACCAUUUGUUGAAAAGACCAUCUUUUCUCCAUCGAAUCAGGCAACUUUGUUGAAAAUGAAUUGGCAGUAUGAGCAUGGAAUUGUUCCUGGACUCUGUUCUGUUUCCCUGAGCUAUACGUCUAGCCCUCCUCCGCACCACACUGCUUUAAUUACUUGAACCUUUAGAAUGAGUCCUUAAAUUAACUAGUGUAAGGCCUCCAACUUUGUUCUUUUCAAAAUUGUUUUGUUAUUCUAGUUCCUUAGCCUAUCCAUAUAAAAUUUAGAAUCAGUUAACUUAUACACAGCAUACUAGGAGUUUUGAUUAAGAUUGCUUUGAAUCUGUAGAUCGGUUUGGGGGACAAAUGUCCUCUUAACAAUAUUGAAUCUUUCAAUCUAGGAACGUGGUACAGGCAUACCUUAUUUUAUUGUGCUUUGCUUCAUUGCACUUCACAGACUGAAGGGUUGUGGCAACACUGUGCUGUCAGAUGAUGGUUGGCAUUUUUUAGCAAUAAAGUAUGUUUUAAUUAAGGUAUGUACUUUCUUUUAGACAUAAUGCUUCGCACACUGAAUAGACUACAGGAUAGUGUAAACAUAACUUUCAUAUGCACUUAGAGACCCCAAAGUUUGUGACUCACCUUAUUUUGAUAUUCCCUUCAUUGCGGUAGACUGGAACCGAACCUGCAGUAUCUCCAGGGUAUGCCUGUAAUCUCUCCAAUUAUUUAGGUCUUUCAAAUUUCUCUCAGUAAUAUUUGUAGUUUGCAGUCUUCCACAUAUUUUGUUGUUUACCCCCAAGUGUUUUAUAUUGUUGAUGAUGAUAUGAUAUUCUUUAAAAUUUAAAUUUCUAAUUGUUCAUUGCUAGUAUACAGAAAUAAGUUUAUUUUUUAUAUUGAAAACUUGUAUACUGCAACCUUGCUAAAUCUAUCGUUCCAAUAGCUUUUUUGAUAGUCUAUCAAACUGAAUAAAAGACAGUUUUACUUUUUUCCUUUUCAAUCUGUGUGCCUUUUAUUUCUUUUUCUUGCCUGUUAUAAUGACUAGAACCUCUGGUAUCAUGUGUCUGAUAAUAAAUGCUAACAUAUUAAUGUAGUACAGAUAUAUAGCUGUUUAGUAUUAUUUUAGGUAUGUGGACUUGAAAGACCAGGAAUGUUCUACCUAAUAAUUUGGGUUAAUUUUUCAAACACAUCUCCUCACCUAACCUCUUGUUGAGCGUCUCUGUUCUAGUGAGUUGCUAAGAACAGGAAAAAAGAUGAGAACAACUGGUUUUUGUCAUACAUUAACCUUCUGUCUUUACAUACUACUUUAAACACUGGAACGUUUUAAAAAAAAAAAAAAAAAAAAAAACCUGCUAUUAAGUAUAGCCUCAGCUGAGUGAAUAAUGUUGAAAAGUAGUAAUAGGAAGCUUACUCUCUCACAUGGCUCUAAGAUUCAGGCCGGAGCUCUCUCUUUAGCCUUCAGGGUUCAGACCACCAGACUUUCCACUCCCCUGGCAUUUAGUCAGUAAAUCUCUAUUAGGUGUCUGUAGCCUUGCUCACUUUCAGUCCCCGCUCCUCCUGCCUGCCAAUCCCACUGAGGAAGUUUUCUGAGAUAUGAAACUGUACUGAAGUAUGCUAGUACUAAUGAAAGGGGACUGUACUCAGGCAUCUAUUUUUUUUUUCUUUUUUCUUUCCUAUUCUUUUCCUAGUAGAUAAGAAUUAAGAUUGACUGAGAAGUUAGGCUGAAUUUGGAGGGCAAGAAGUCCACUCUUUCCAGUCCAGCCCAGGUAUAUAACUAUGACACUGGGCAUGCCAGAUACACAAGAAAUGAUUUUAGUGGUAAACUUAGAAGCCACCGGGGUUUUCAGGCAGAACUGCAGUGUUGGAAGAGCUGGGGUUUGCCUUCUUCCUUUUA